UACGUGAUGUUUCAUUUCAUCCCUUCCUUUGCCAAAAAUCAAAUUAAAUGCUUCUCACUAACACUAACGAGCCAUCACUUACCCCUACAACUGAACCUUGAAAGCAACACGCACACUAUAAAACCUCAACCUCACAACAUUUUUCGCUCUCUCUGGCGGCUCUGGAUUUUCGCUCUACGACCCUUUCCUCCAAAGCUCAAACCCUAGCUCACUCCUUUCUUUUUCCACUCCCUCGUUAUAUAUCUUACUUUAUUAUUUUGUUUAGAAUACCCAUUUCAUAUAGGUCUCACACACAUAUUUAUUUAUUUUUUAAUAUUUUUUUUUGGGGGGAGUGGGGGAAAUAAGAGAGAAACGUUUUUCUGCCUGGAUUGAGCUUGCCGGUGAGGACGGCAAUGGAGGAUUCCGUUGCGCAAAAGCAAAACAGCCGAGAGUUUGCUUUGGCAUCAGUUGCUGAGCUCUCUUCGCCCGCUUCGCCAGGUAUUGCUCGCUUCACUUCUGACGGUCAGCUGCUAAUUCAUCAAGAUUCUCACCAGAUUGAUAUCGAUGUUGAUCUUCGAACUGCUCAGCUAUUCAAAUUAGGUCCUGCUCAAUCAGUUUGCAUGGUCGAAGGUUCUGUUGUCGAUAACCAGACAUCAUUCUCAAGGGAAAUAUCUAUCCAGUUUAGAAAUGAGGAGGAAAGUGGGGCCUUUGAUGGCGUAUUCCAGCAAUGGAAGAAGGAAGCCAAUGCUCAAGGCAGAAACUUACCAAAUGGAAUCAUACCAAGUUCUAAAAGUAAAUUUGAUGAGAAGAUAGAGUCAUCUUCUGCAAAAAUGUAUUUCCAUUACUAUGGGCAGCUUCUGCAUCAGCAAAAUAUGUUGCAGGACUACGUUAGGACAGGAACCUAUUAUGCUGCAGUUAUUGAGAACCGUGCUGAUUUCAUGGGCCGUGUAGUAGUUGAUGUUGGUGCUGGUAGUGGUAUUUUGUCCUUGUUUGCUGCUCAGGCUGGUGCAAAACAUGUUUAUGCUGUGGAGGCAUCUGAAAUGGCAGAAUAUGCACGGAAACUUAUAGCUGGAAACCCAAUGCUUGGUCAACGAAUUACUGUGAUCAAGGGCAAGGUUGAAGAUGUAGAAUUGCCAGAGAAAGCAGAUAUUUUGAUCUCUGAGCCCAUGGGAACCUUGUUAGUAAAUGAAAGGAUGUUGGAGUCUUAUGUCAUUGCCAGAGAUAGGUUUCUCACUCCUGAGGGGAAAAUGUUUCCCACGGUGGGAAGGAUUCAUAUGGCACCUUUCACUGAUGAAUAUCUGUUUAUCGAAAUUGCUAAUAAGGCCUUGUUUUGGCAGCAACAAAACUAUUAUGGUGUUGAUUUGACACCCUUGUAUGGCACUGCAUUUCAAGGAUACUUUUCUCAGCCUGUAGUGGAUGCUUUUGAUCCAAGAUUGUUAAUAGCUCCUCCUAUGUUCCAUGUGACUGACUUCACAAAAAUAAAGGAAGAAGAGCUUUAUGAAAUAGAUAUACCUUUAAAAUUCAUUGCCUCUGUGGGUGCACGAGUACAUGGGUUGGCUUGCUGGUUUGAUGUGCUGUUUAAUGGAAGUACCGUGCAAAGGUGGCUCACGACUGCCCCAGGGUCACCAACAACCCACUGGUACCAAUUGCGCUGUGUUCUCUCUCAGCCAAUUUAUGUCAUGGCGGGACAAGAAAUUACUGGCAGGCUGCAUAUGAUUGCUCACAAUGCCCAGAGUUAUACAAUAUAUUUAACAUUGUCAGCUAAAAUGUGGGGCCCUGGUGCUGAACAAGGAGGGAUUCUUCAAACCUCAUCAUGCAAACUUGAUUUGAAAGAACCCUACUAUAGAAUGUCCCAACCGCAAGCUUAUACAUUAGCCCAAGACCAGCAACAACCACCACUUCUACACACACAGCUGACUGCAACUACUUCACGGGGCAACUGAUCAGCAACCACAUUAUGGCAGCGGCCGCAAAGGGUUGGGUGGUCGGAGAAAGAGCCAACAAGCAGUGAGUAAUUCCAGCACCUUUCACACUUGGAACCUUCAGCACGAGAUACACCAACCCACACUUUAGUGUUCCCUUGAAUGAGGCACUCACCGUUAUGAGGGAUAUUUGCAAUCAGUUCACCUUUCAACGAUGGAAGAAUCUCAGCCUGCAAAAUGUCAAACAUGUAAGAAAUAUAAGUAUUAUUCACAGCAAUAAAAAAAAAAAAAAACUUGUUGCAGUACGAAAUAUCAAGUUAACAAACGGUUUUCAAGCUUCUAA
This is a messenger RNA of Prosopis cineraria, 2244 nucleotides long. RefSeq names its product probable histone-arginine methyltransferase 1.3. The coding region runs from base 393 to 1922 and encodes 509 amino acids. The record is from RefSeq and is a predicted model, not a curated record. Gene Ontology annotation, biological process: peptidyl-arginine methylation. The transcript has 15 exons. Gene Ontology annotation, molecular function: protein-arginine N-methyltransferase activity. NCBI's taxonomy places the organism in Eukaryota, Viridiplantae, Streptophyta, Magnoliopsida, Fabales, Fabaceae.